UUCAAUGCGGGAGCCGGGGUAAUAUCCAGUGGUCGGAUUGGCUUGUUGGCACCCACCGAGCUGUUUGGAGACGGGGUUAGAAAACUGGUCCUUUUCAUUGCAUUCGAAGUACAAAAAAUCAGACGGUGAAAAGACCUGCAUUCAAAAAGAAGAAACUGAGAAUUGUAGGCAAGUGUCAAAUCUCGUGCGCUCUAGAUUAGGCGCUUAUAGAAUCGGCACAACCUCUAGGUAACCCGAGGAAUUCUUGGAAUCGAGACAUCUGUCUGAUUUGGGUUCUUUAUUUCGCGGGACUGGCAGUCAGUUUGGCAGACGGGCGCGCAUCACGCCGCGUAGUUCAGCCGUAUGAUCAAUUCCCUUUCAAGUAGCUCGCGAAUGUAUCAUACCGGGAUCUGAACGAGCCGUCAGAAGAAGACAGAGCUUUUGCGAGAUUACACCAUGACAGCCACCAAGGAGCAACAGCAGAAACGAUCUAGUCAGCCUCAGGAGGAGGACCUGGGAGGUCUCAGUCCGCCACAGAGGAACUGGAAGGGCAUCGCCAUCGCCUUGCUGGUCAUCCUGGUGGUGUGCUCACUCAUCACCAUGUCCGUCAUCGUCCUAACACCACCGGAUAACGCGGGAGGCAGUAACUCCAAGCUGACAGUGGAGGAUCUUUUCAAACCAGAGUUCACCGUCAACGACCCUGAGGCGAAAUGGAUCAGUGACUCCGAGGUCCUGUACAAGAACCAAGAUGGCAAUGUGAUCAAGUACAACUUUGUCUCCAACAGGACGGAUGUUCUCCUGAAAAACAACACUUUUGCUGCAUUCAAAGUGGCAAAAUACUCCGUCUCUCCAGACAUGGGAUAUGUCCUCUUUGCAUACGAUGUGAAACCGGUUUACAGACACUCCUACACUGCCAGCUACAUCAUUUACAACAUCCACACAAGGGAGGUGUGGGAGUUGAACCCCCCUGAGGUCCAUGACUCAGUGCUUCAGUUUGCUGACUGGGGGGUGAAGGGACAGCAGCUGAUCUACAUUUUUGAGAAUAACAUCUAUUACCGUUCCGAAGUGAGGAGCAAUUCCCUGCGGCUCACCUCUUCUGGGAAAGAGGGGGUCGUUUUCAACGGAAUUGCCGACUGGCUGUAUGAGGAGGAGGUGCUCAAGACACACAAGGCCCACUGGUGGUCCCCAGACGGAGAGAUGCUGGCGUUUCUGGUCAUCAACGACACUCUGGUGCCCAACAUGGCCCUGCCUCAGUUCACUGGAGCGGCCUACCCCAAAGGAAAGCAGUACCCCUACCCAAAGGCUGGCAAGCCCAACCCAUCUGUCAGGCUUUUCGUGGUGAAUCUGUACGGCCCCACACACACUCAAGAACUGGUGCCUCCAAACACUCAAGACACUCCCAAACUGGUGAGCUCCACUAACCUCAGGGACUACUACGUGGUGAUGGUCAAGUGGAUCAGCAACACGCACACGGCAGUGCGAUGGCUCAACCGAGCCCAGAACGUCUCCAUUCUCACCGUCUGCGACGCCACCAUCGGGGCCUGCGUGAAUAAACAUGAAGAAACAUCUGAGCUUUGGCUGUCUAAACAGGAGCAGGAGCCGGUGUUCACCAGAGAUGGUGGCAAGUUCUUCCUCACUGUCCCUGUCAAGCAAGGCGGGCAAGGAGAGUUUCAUCACAUUGCCAUGGUUACCAAACCACUGAGGAGUGAACCGAGCCAGGUCCAGCUCACGUCCGGAGACUGGGAGGUCACCAAAAUCCUGGCCUAUGACGAGAGUGACCAGAUCCUGUAUUUCCUCAGCACAGAGGGAUCGCCCCAGAGGAGACAUCUACACAGUGUCUCUACUCUGGGCCUGUCUCCACCCCGCUGCUUGACAUGUGGGCUGAGUGAAGAAAGGGGCACGUUCUAUGAUGCUGUUAUCAGUCCUGAUACUCAGAAUGCCAUUCUGACAUGCCAAGGUCCUGGAGCACCAUCUGUGAUUCUACUGAGUUUAACAUAUCCUAACAGUUAUGCUAUCCUAGAAGACAACACUCAACUACAGGAAUCUCUCCAAGCAAAGAAAAUCCAGCUCACAGAGUUUAAAGUCAGAGGGUCAAGUGAGAAGUUUGAACUCCCUUUGAAAAUCUCCUAUCCUGUCGACUUCUCUGAGUCCAAUCUUUAUGGCCUUCUCUUGGUGGUGGAUGCGACCCCUGGUGGCCAGACAGUGAACGACGAGUUCUCGCUGGACUGGACUUCGGUGCUGGUCAGCUCCCACGACGUGAUCGUGGUGCGGGUGGACGGCCGGGGCUCAGGGUACCGCGGUCAGAAGACCCUGCAGGAGAUCCACCACCAGCUGGGCCACCUGGAGGUCCAGGACCAGAUCACCGCUCUUCAGUACAUGUUGAAACUUCCCUACAUUGAUAAAACACGGAUAGGGGUUUAUGGAAAGGGAUACGGUGGCUAUACCACAAUGAUGCUUCUGAAAUCUACAGAUAAACCAAUUAUGUGUGCAGUGGCUCAGUCCCCCAUAGUGGACUGGAAAAAUUAUGCCUCCUUCUUCUCUGAGCGCUACCUUGGCAUGCCAUCAAACAAUGACAACAGAUAUCAGCUGUCCAGUGUGCUUCCCAUUUUCAAAGGACUGCAGGACCAGAAACUCAUGAUUAUUCAUGGGACGGCUGAUGCUAAAGUGCACUUUCAACAUUCAGCCGAGCUCAUUAAGCACUUAAUACAGAUCGGAGCCAACUACUCCAUGCAGAUCUACCCAGAUGAGGGCCACGAUCUGUCACUGAAGAGCCAGCGCCACCUGAGCGAGUCCCUGACCGGCUUCUUCCAGGCCUGCCUGCACCCUUGUGUGCCUCCUCUGCCAGAGGAGGAGGAUGAGGAUGAGUGAUGAAGAGCGGAGACAGACAGACAGAGAGCCGACACACCACUGGAACUUUUACCAACACUGACCAACACUGAGACCUUUGGGAGAGGUCUUACACAGAGAUAAGAGACUGCCACAGAAGAGGAGUGUGUGUGUGUGUGUUUUUGUGUGUGCCUGUGUGCGUGUGCGCCCAUGUGUGUGUGUGAGAGAGAGGAAGUGUGUGUGUGUGUGUGUGUGU
Molecule: messenger RNA, 3061 nt
Organism: Alosa sapidissima (American shad)
Lineage: Eukaryota; Metazoa; Chordata; Actinopteri; Clupeiformes; Clupeidae
Product: inactive dipeptidyl peptidase 10-like
Exons: 26
Coding region: 436-2847 (803 amino acids)
Biological process (GO): proteolysis
Molecular function (GO): serine-type peptidase activity; dipeptidyl-peptidase activity
Source: RefSeq, a predicted model, not a curated record